Molecule: messenger RNA, 1216 nt
Organism: Syzygium oleosum
Lineage: Eukaryota; Viridiplantae; Streptophyta; Magnoliopsida; Myrtales; Myrtaceae
Product: plasmodesmata-located protein 7
Exons: 3
Coding region: 111-959 (282 amino acids)
Cellular component (GO): plasmodesma
Source: RefSeq, a predicted model, not a curated record
AUCCUCCAACUUAUUUGAGCCGAGAAUCUAUACUGCAUAGGCAUUACAUUCAUGCACAUAAUGAAAAGUUAAGAAGGCCAGUAGCACUUAGCCUCUCUAGAUGUGCAACCAUGUCUAGAACAGCAAAACUCAUCUCCCUCUUGAUCAUCACCAUCGUCAUCCUCUUCAUUGAUCCUGCACAUUCCUAUACCGAUUCAUUCCUCUAUGGAGGCUGCUCCCACCUUAAAUACACCCCCAACUCGGCCUACAAGUGGAACGUCAACUCACUCCUCACCUCGCUCGUGAACUCGGCCACCUACUCGUCCUACAACAAGUUCACGAUCGUGGGCUUGAGCCCGCAGGAUGUUGUCUACGGGCUCUUCCAGUGCCGGGGCGACCUGUCCAUGCCCGAGUGCGCCACGUGCGUGGCCCGCGCAGUGAGCCAGCUCGGGGCCCUCUGCUCCCACACGUGCGGUGGCGCGGUGCAGCUGCAGGGGUGCUACUCCAAGUACGACAACGACACCUUCCUUGGGGUGGAGGACAAGGCCGAGGUGAUGAAGAGGUGCGGGCCCUCGGACGGGUAUGACGCGGAUGCGAUGGGCCGGAGGGAUGCAGUCCUGGCGAGCCUCGCAAGCGCGGGCGGCCCUUACCGGGUGGGCGGGUCAGGGAAAGUUCUGGGCAUGACCCAGUGCGUAGGGGAUCUGAGCGCGGGGCAGUGUCAGGAUUGCACGGCGGAGGCAAUCGGGCGGCUGAAAAGCGAGUGUGGCACGGGGGUGUAUGGUGACAUAUUCUUAGCCAAGUGCUAUGCUAGGUACUCAACCAAAGGGGCACAAUCGUUCUCCAAGGCGAAUGAUGGUGGGAAACCAAGGGACAGAGGUACGAAGACGUUCGCGAUCAUCGUGGGUCUGCUAGGUGGAAUUGCUCUGCUCAUCAUCUUCCUGACUUUCAUAAGGAAGGUGUUUCAGGGAGGAGGUAAAUAACGAGGUUGAGAUAUAUUCGGGCAAGAUGCGCCGUCGUGUUUGACUCUAUUCAUGUCCGAUAAGUUUGAGGAAGAAAAAAAGAAGAAGAUGCAUUUGAUCAAACAGUUCAUUUGUAAGGAAUCAAAAUAAGGCAAAGCUUCGAUUUGUUGUGCACGUCAAGAUGCUGUAUUCGAUUAAAUGCUAAAAACUUCAUGCUUGCACUUGCUCGAUUUUACUUAACCUGACCGCGACGAGGUGUAUUUCCUUCUUCACUUUGC